AAAAGCCAUGGACUCCACCAGGUCUGAACCCCUGAAACGAUCACCCGAGGCUGAAGAUGGAAACAUCGAAUAUAAACUGAAGCUAGUGAAUCCAUCCCAGUACCGCUUUGAGCACCUGGUGACACAGAUGAAAUGGCGGCUCCAGGAGGGCCGCGGUGAGGCCGUCUACCAGAUUGGGGUAGAGGACAAUGGGCUGCUGGUGGGGCUGGCUGAGGAGGAGAUGCGGGCCUCCCUCAAGACCCUGCACCGGAUGGCGGAGAAGGUCGGGGCCGACAUCACUGUUCUCCGGGAGCGAGAAGUAGAUUAUGAUAGCGACAUGCCCCGGAAGAUCACUGAGGUGUUGGUACGAAAGGUCCCUGACAACCAGCAGUUCCUAGACCUCCGUGUGGCCGUCCUGGGGAAUGUGGACUCAGGGAAGUCGACUCUGCUUGGAGUCCUGACCCAGGGAGAGCUGGACAAUGGGCGGGGCCGGGCUCGACUCAACCUUUUCCGCCACCUGCAUGAGAUUCAGUCUGGCCGAACCUCCAGCAUCAGCUUCGAGAUCCUGGGCUUUAACAGCAAGGGAGAGGUGGUGAAUUACAGUGACUCACGGACGGCAGAAGAGAUCUGUGAGAGCAGCUCCAAGAUGAUCACCUUCAUCGACCUGGCAGGCCACCACAAGUACCUACACACCACCAUCUUUGGCCUCACCUCAUACUGCCCUGACUGUGCCCUGCUCCUCGUCAGUGCUAACACUGGGAUUGCUGGCACCACCAGGGAACAUCUGGGCCUGGCCCUCGCCCUGAAAGUGCCCUUCUUCAUCGUGGUCAGCAAAGUGGACCUGUGUGCCAAGACCACAGUGGAGAGGACGGUACGGCAGCUAGAGCGGGUCCUCAAGCAGCCUGGUUGCCACAAGGUCCCCAUGCUGGUUACCUCCGAGGAUGAUGCCGUCACUGCUGCCCAGCAGUUUGCCCAGUCACCCAAUGUCACCCCUAUCUUCACACUGUCUAGCGUGUCUGGAGAGAGUCUGGACCUGCUCAAAGUCUUUCUGAAUAUCCUGCCACCACUCACCAAUAGCAAAGAGCAGGAGGAACUCAUGCAGCAGCUGACGGAGUUCCAGGUGGAUGAAAUCUACACGGUACCAGAGGUGGGGACAGUCGUUGGAGGGACACUUUCCAGUGGGAUUUGCCGUGAGGGGGACCAGCUGGUGGUGGGCCCCACGGACGAUGGCUGCUUCCUGGAGCUGAGAGUAUGCAGCAUCCAGCGCAACCGCUCCGCCUGUCGUGUGCUGCGAGCUGGUCAGGCUGCCACAUUGGCCCUCGGGGACUUUGAUCGUGCACUUCUUCGCAAGGGCAUGGUGAUGGUGAGCCCCGAGAUGAAUCCCACCAUCUGCUCAGUGUUCGAGGCAGAAAUAGUCCUACUAUUCCAUGCUACCACCUUCCGGCGAGGCUUCCAGGUGACAGUACAUGUGGGCAACGUACGUCAGACGGCAGUGGUGGAAAAGAUCCAUGCCAAGGACAAGCUGCGGACAGGGGAGAAGGCAGUGGUACGUUUCCGCUUCCUGAAACACCCAGAGUACCUGAAGGUGGGCGCCAAGCUGCUGUUCCGGGAGGGUGUCACCAAGGGCAUCGGCCAUGUCACUGAUGUGCAAGCCAUUGCAGCAGGAGAGGCCCAGGCCAACAUGGGCUUCUGAACUCCAGGCGGGCACAGCUCUAUUGCUGUCCCUACAAUAUAUAAGGUGACUUCUGGCCACGCUGCCCCACGUUGGCGGCUCUGUGUGUUAAUAGGCUAGGGAAAGAGGGGUGCUCCCUGCCACUUUUCUGGAGAGGUGCCAAGCUUAGUGUGGCCAGGGAGGGGCAGUCCUGAGGGAGAAGACAGAAUUCAGGGCAGUGCUCAGCAACUGUGUCCACCUGGUUGGCCCAUCAACCCGGGCAACUCCAUGGCCUGUCCACUGGAGGGAGCUGACUGCUGCCACCUCGGCCCCACUGUCAGGACUGGGCUGGUGUGGUCCCUGCACUUCAGGAAUUGUCACAACAACUGGGGGUGGUCCUCGGAAGCACUCCUUUUUCUAUACCUCUUCUCAAGACCAUGUAAGUUGCCCAUCUCUAACUGACUGUGGACAAAGACAUCUGCUCCUGGCCAUCUGGUGGCCCAGGAUCUGAAGAAAUGGCACAGGGACAGUGAAUGGCUGUGCUCCCACCCUGUGCUGAGACAUGAGGCCCGUUCUUCAGCUUUAUCCCCCUUCCCUUCUUCACUCAAGGGCCAUUUCCCCAGUUUGUCCUCCCAUAGGCCCCACUGGUGCUAUUUGUUGUGCUGGCCCAGGCGUGGGGCUGCCGAGCGGAGGCUCGGCAUACCGAAGGUCAGCUGCACGUUAAUCAGUCUUGUCCUCCCCUUUGCAGUGACCUGUUGGUUUUAAUGCUGGAUCAAACAGUAUGUUUUCCUCUCCCAGACUGGUGGUGGCUGGGGACCUGACCCACAGCUCCCCAUCCUGCCACCCUCACCCCCCUUCCUGCUCCCAUGUAAGUCCUCUCGUUUUAGUAAUUUGCAGUGACCAUCCCUUUCCCUCUGUUGCAGGGAACCUAGAGGAAAGGGAAAGAUGUUGCCAUAUUUCUACUUUUUAGGGCAUGGACUCCCUCCUUUCCUUUUGUUAGUGUCCUGGGUUCCCAUGGACUCAGGGAUUUGGUGGUUGAGGUUUCUCUGCAUAUAAAUAUAUAUAUAUUUAAAUACACAUAUAUAUAUUGUACAGAAUAAAAAUGUUUUAUUGAACACACUGUGCUUAUGCUUAAGACACAGGCUCAGCUUCCAGAGCUAGACUCCUCUCCAGGAUUAGAGACAAGUGAAACCCUAACACUGCUGAGCCCUGAAUGGGGAAAGAACCUGUCUGGUAUCUCAUUCGCCAUUCUUCCUUUCCUCUCCCCAACAUGCAAUCAGUGUCCCAGUAUUGUGACCAAGUAUUCUGGCCUGUUUUGCAUAGUUCUUUGAGUGACCAGAAUAGCAAAUGAAACUGCUGCCUUUUCAGCUGAGAUGGGUCACCACCCUGUACUUGAGGAGUGGACACUUGCUAAUGGUCACAAUGGUAAGGAGCCCACUACUGUGCCCUGUUGGAAAUUUAUAGAGAUUAGCAUGCCAGCUACUUAAUGAAGAGUAGAAUUUAGAGAUAUGGUAAUCUGGUCCUCAGCUUCUCCUAGCAAUGCAAAAUAGCCUGAAGUGAGGUUUAUAUAGCCUAAACUGGCUUCUUGGCUCUGAGGGCUGCCUGGCCAAACCUUAGUCCUUUCUUCCUGUACCUAUCACAUUUUAUGGGUAGAGGAAUAUGGCCUAAGGUUAAACUGGAAAAGUAGGGUCUGCAUUUUGAGUACUGAUCUUUGCAAAAGAAAUUUAAUGAUAAACAUGGCCUAAUCUCCCCUGGGGCAUCCCAAGGUGUUAAAGUGAUAGUUUCCCUAUCACUCAAGCUCAGCUGCUUUUUGAAAUGUCACUGGUUUAACUUGCUACUAAGAAGCCUGGGGUUGAAGAACUUCUUCCUGUGUUGGGAACUAAGAGCUAUUUACUUCCUUCUGUACAGUUGCUGAUAAACAGUUUUGAGGAAAGGUUAUAUUCAGCAAAAAGGUACUGUAGCUUUCACCCAACACUGACCUUUGCAUGUCUGUCUGCUGUCCCCUCCACAGGCUUGUUGCCAGUGUGCUGGGGCAGGGUUGGCAUUGCCAAGAAAACAGAAGGUGUGCUGCUGGUAUUGUCUUAUUGAUUACCCACUAGUUCCCCACCCCCUGCCCCCACUACCCAUCUUGGCCUCUAGAAGUCCAAUGAAGUCCAUAUUACUUUUCAGUAUGACUCCUUCCAGUCAACCAACGUGUUAAAAAUUUG
Messenger RNA from Ceratotherium simum simum (southern white rhinoceros), 3837 nucleotides. Lineage: Eukaryota; Metazoa; Chordata; Mammalia; Perissodactyla; Rhinocerotidae. The record is from RefSeq and is a predicted model, not a curated record.